AGGGGUUUUCAAACUGUAGUCGUCCUAAUACUCGUACCAUCGGUCAGCCCUAUCGUAUCCGCUAUCAAAUGUCCGCUGUGCAGAAUACGGUAUCCCUCCACAGAUCAGCUCGUCUUGACCUUCUCAUAAGUCAUUGAAUUCCAGCUCAUAUAAUAGCACCUGUUUUCCAUGCGCAAGAGAGGCUAUGCCAAUAUAGUUGUCGCUUCGAGUAUACUACUCUUCCAAGCACAUCAGAUAGUACGAAUCCAGCGAAAUUCUCCGGCAUGUUUCCUACAAUUGACUUCGUGUACCUUCAGCUUAAUGACUGUCGUGGCUGUUGAGAACGUCACGUGCCGUAGCUCAAGCUCCGACGAUCGACGAUUUGAAUUCCCCGACACUCGAGGUCCCCUAUUCAACACUACAUCCUUCCUUGUACUUCAUGUCCACACCACUUCCGCGGUGAUGAACGCACCUUUGUUUCAGUGUCAUCUCUAGUUAUCACUCGGAACCCAAGUCCUAGGUUUUGUUUGCACGACCCUCAAUUGCGUUGAAUUGAACUGUGAGGUGACGUCUGGAUGUUGGGACACUGUGAGCAGCUCCGAACCGA
Aspergillus japonicus CBS 114.51 is the source of this 586-nucleotide messenger RNA. RefSeq lists its product as uncharacterized. The transcript has 2 exons. The coding region runs from base 169 to 474 and encodes 101 amino acids. NCBI's taxonomy places the organism in Eukaryota, Fungi, Ascomycota, Eurotiomycetes, Eurotiales, Aspergillaceae. The record is from RefSeq and is a predicted model, not a curated record.